AGAGGAGUGUGGAGGUAUGACAGUGAUCGGUAUGUACAGGAGAGGAGUGUGGAGGUAUGACAGUGAUGGGUAUGUACAGGAGAGGAGUGUGGAGGUAUGACAGUGAGGUAUGUACAGGAGAGGAGUACGGAGGUAUGACAGUGAUGGGUAUGUACAGGAGAGGAGUACGGAGGUAUGACAGUGAUGGGUAUGUACAGGAGAGGAGUGUGGAGGUAUGACAGUGAUGGGUAUGUACAGGAGAGGAGUGUGGAGGUAUGACAGUGAUCGGUAUGUACAGGAGAGGAGUGUGGGGGGGUAUGACAG
Molecule: messenger RNA, 303 nt
Organism: Staurois parvus
Lineage: Eukaryota; Metazoa; Chordata; Amphibia; Anura; Ranidae
Source: the annotation of a GenBank genome assembly